AAUAUGGCGGCGCGGGCGUGAGUCACCCUACUGAGGAGCGUCGCCUUGCACCCGCGCUCUUCACUUCGCCCUUGUCGAGCUUACUGUAGUGACCUGCUAUACACUCCGCUUACUGACGCGUGUGCUUCCGGCGUGUUGCUAAACAUCUUGUUGUUUACUCUUGUUUAUGUUGUGGAUGGUGUUGUCUUCACAAACACACAAUGCCUAUGUCAUGUGUUGCUUUUGGAUGCUUCAAUAAAGGAAAACUAGAGGGGAUAACUUAUCACAGUUUCCCAAAAGGCGCAGAACAACGGCAACGAUGGAUCAACGCAGUUAGAAGAAAGGAUUGGGAGCUGAAUCGUCACAGUAGACUCUGCUCUUCACACUUCCGGGAGGCGGAUAUCGACCGAACUUCUCUCUGCAGGGUCCGGAUACGAGAAGGAGCGAUACCAGCGAUUUUUCCAGCUUUCUCUGAGGUAAAAGACCGUAAACCACUUAAAAGAAAAGAAGAGCCAGAAAUGUGUUCAACGAGCUCUUUUGUAUCACCAACAAAAAAAUUUCAAAUUGCUCUUGAAAAAUGCAAGUCAGAUGUCUUGACUUACAAAAAGAAGGUAAAGGGUCUGCAGCAAAAUAGAAGACGAUUGAAAAAAAGGGUAGCAAAUUUAGAAUCCAUACUAGAAUCCCUUAAGGAAAAAUUAAACUUUCAACCAGAAGAUUGUUCCUUCUUAGGAUCAAUUUCUCAGAAUUCGGACUGUUUGAUAAAGCGAGCGGCGGAAAAAAACAGUAAACCCUAAAAUUAAAAAGGUUUAUGAUGAAAGGCUCAAAGCAUUUGCUAUCACACUCAAUUUCUUGUCUCCGAAGGCAUACACACUUACGUACGAAAAAACUGAAAUUGUUUGUUGUGAGUGAGUGGAACGUUUGGUAGGCAACGUUUGGUGUUAUCAAAGUUUGGUUAAAUGUAAAAAUAGGG
Homalodisca vitripennis (glassy-winged sharpshooter) is the source of this 949-nucleotide messenger RNA. Its product is annotated as THAP domain-containing protein 2-like. Gene Ontology annotation, molecular function: sequence-specific DNA binding. The coding region runs from base 201 to 773 and encodes 190 amino acids. Lineage: Eukaryota; Metazoa; Arthropoda; Insecta; Hemiptera; Cicadellidae. The transcript has 2 exons. The record is from RefSeq and is a predicted model, not a curated record.